GCUACAGAAGAAUAAGAGCGUCCGCCUUGCACAUGUGUUUACUAAAACUGUGCUCUGUACUGGUAGUAGAAAACUUGUUUAUAAUAUCAUUCUGUUUACUUCACUAACUGUAAUAUGGGGAAGCUCAAUGUUAUAGUGCUGAGGUAUUUAUCUCGAGAUGACUUCAGAGUCCUCACCGCUGUUGAGAUGGGGAUGAAGAACCAUGAAAUUGUUCCAGUGAGUCUUCUGUCAUCUAUUGCCAGCCUUAAACAUGGCGGCUGCAACAAGAUCCUCAGAGAACUCGUAAAACACAAACUUGUGGUGUAUGAACGCUCCAAAACUGUGCAGGGCUACAGGUUGAACUAUGGAGGAUAUGACUACUUGGCUUUAAAAACUUUGUGCUCCAGAGAAGUGAUUCUGUCGGUUGGUAACCAGAUGGGUGUGGGCAAAGAGUCAGAUAUUUACAUUGUUGCGAGUCCAAAUGAGGAGCAGUACGCUCUAAAACUGCACAGGCUGGGUCGCACCUCCUUCAGAAACCUAAAAAACAAAAGGGAUUACCACAAACACAGGAAGAAUAUGUCCUGGCUUUACCUCUCACGCCUCUCUGCCAUGAAGGAGUUCGCCUACAUGAAGGCUCUGUAUGACCGAGGUUUUCCUGUUCCCAAACCUGUGGAUUACAACAGACAUGCCGUAGUGAUGGAGCUCAUUAAUGGAUAUCCUCUGUGUCAGGUGCAUGAGCUGCAAGACCCAUCAGCGCUGUACAGUGAGUUCAUGGAGCUUAUUGUGAAACUGGCCAAUCACGGCCUGAUUCACGGAGACUUCAAUGAGUUCAACCUCAUGCUGGACGACCAGGACCACAUAACAAUGAUUGACUUCCCUCAGAUGGUGUCUACGUCUCACCCCAAUGCUGAAUGGUACUUCGACCGUGACGUUAAAUGCAUCAGAGAUUUCUUUGCAAAGAGAUAUAAUUAUGAAAGUGAGCUCUUCCCAACUUUCAAAGAUAUCAGGCGGUCCUGUUCUCUCGAUAUUGAAGUGUCAGCCAGCGGCUUUACCAAAGAUUUGGAGACUAAUGCUGAAUUACUACAUCCUGCUGGACCCGACGAUGAAGAGGUGGAGGAUGAUGAAGAGGCAUCGGAUGAGGAGGCAGAAAAGGUGGAAGAGGGCUUUGACAUCGAUGAAUAUAAACAUGCAAUGCUGGAACUGGAGGGACUGAAAGUCAGCGAAACGCCUGCAGUGACACAAGAUCAGAAAGAGGAAAGCAGUGAGGAAUCAAAAGACGUUCCAGAGGUGGUGCCCACACCUGGAGGCCACGAGGAAACAGGAGGAGAGUUUGAGGAAGAGCUGAAGGAAGCUGAAGAUGAAUGUCCAGAGCUGGCUGAACUCUCUGCCUCCAACAAAGAGUUCAAACCGUUCAGAGACUCGGACAGUCUUCAACAAAUUGCAGAACACAGAAGAAGGAGAACCGACAGUGAAGCCACCAUGGGCAGCAUAGGGAGCUGCUCUACUAUUCCUCCAGAGGUUGUGCGUCAGAAAGUGCGGCGGCAACUCACCCAGCAGCAGAAGGCAGCACAGAGGAGACGUCUGCAGAAGGGCGAGGCUAACCUGGUCACCAAAUCUAGAAGAGAUAACCAAAAUAACAUCAAGUCCAGCAUGGAGAGUGCCUCCUUCUGGGGAUAGCAUGCAAUUGCAGGACUGGAUUAACCAGCAAAUGUAAUUUAUGUCUACAUAGUUUGUUUUUUUUCCAGCUAUAUUUUCGGAUCUUCCGCUCCUUCAGCUGAAGAACUGAACAUUUAUCAUCAUCAAUGAUGGAAAAAAGGAAACCAGAAGUGUCUCUGCACAGCGAUUUAAACUGUUUUAUACAAUCAAUAGUAUUCAAAGCGUAAUCACAUAAUAAAAAUAUAUCUCAGAACUGG
This is a messenger RNA of Xiphophorus couchianus (Monterrey platyfish), 1892 nucleotides long. RefSeq names its product RIO kinase 2 (yeast) (gene riok2). The record is from RefSeq and is a predicted model, not a curated record. The coding region runs from base 115 to 1656 and encodes 513 amino acids. Gene Ontology annotation, cellular component: nucleus; preribosome, small subunit precursor; cytosol. Gene Ontology annotation, biological process: maturation of SSU-rRNA; protein phosphorylation. Gene Ontology annotation, molecular function: protein serine/threonine kinase activity; ATP binding. Lineage: Eukaryota; Metazoa; Chordata; Actinopteri; Cyprinodontiformes; Poeciliidae. The transcript has 10 exons.